AUGAUGUUGGACACAACCAAAGAGCUUCCGUUCGUGAUUGGGGCUGGUGUGGGUCGAACAGGCACCCAUUCCCUUCAGGCCGCCUUGAUUACCCUGGGCUACAACAAACCGUUUCACAUGCAUGAGAUUCUGGAUGGACUUGUGGAUGCGGAUCCAUGGUUUGAGCUGGCGGCAAAUGAACGAGCCACAGGAAUGAUCAACAACACAUUGGCCCUCAAGAUGGCUCAAAAUGUCAUUGAUCUUGGAUACACUGCCACCACUGACUACCCCUGCUGCUUCCUCUAUUCUGAAUUUUUGGAGCUCACCAAUGGCAAAGGAAAGGUCAUUUUGUCGGUCCGAUCCAGUCCAAGUGACUGGAAGAAAUCGGUCCUCGAUACAAUUGGGAUCCUUUCUCUUCCAUUCUUCAAGCCACCAUUUUCAUUCAGCCCAUUCUUUUCCCAGUUUGCUGGUGUCCUUGUCCCUUGGCUGUGGGAACGCACUGGAGUUGCCAAUCUAGGACAGAUUGAUGUCCCUACGGAAUCUUUAAUUGACUACGAAGACAGCAUGGAGGCUGCCUACACACAAUGGAUUAAGACCAUCAAGAAGCAAGUGCCUCCUGAACAGCUCCUUAUUCAUCAUGCCAAGGACGGGUACCCCCCACUCUGCAAGUUUCUUGGUAUUGAAAAGGCUGACUGCCCAAAAGAAGACUACCCCCAUAUUGGUGACACACAAGAAAUGAAGCAGUUGAUUCGAACAUUUGAGAUUGUGACAGAAGUCUUUUGGCCAGUUGUAGCCUUGCUAGGCCUGCUGCUGGUGCUAGUGAUUCGGCGUGUGAUGCGUAGGAACGGAAAGGGAAUGUUCAGCAAGACCGCAAAAAAGGUGGACUGA
Seminavis robusta is the source of this 867-nucleotide messenger RNA. Lineage: Eukaryota; Bacillariophyta; Bacillariophyceae; Naviculales; Naviculaceae. The record is from the annotation of a GenBank genome assembly.